This is a messenger RNA of Knipowitschia caucasica, 453 nucleotides long. Lineage: Eukaryota; Metazoa; Chordata; Actinopteri; Gobiiformes; Gobiidae. The record is from the annotation of a GenBank genome assembly.
AUGGGGAGUUGUGGUUUUUGGGGUGUUUUGUAUGGGGUUGUUGGGGUGGGGUUAUUGGGAUUGUGUUGGUUUGGGUGUGUGGGUUGGGUGUUGGGUUUGGUAGGAGUUGGGGGUGUAGAUGAGAGGGGGGGGAGGGGGGGGGGGGGGGGGGGGGGGGUUAGGGUUGAGGAGGUGGAGGGGGGGGAAUUGUGGGGGGGGGGGGGGGGUGGGGGGUUGGGGGGGGUUGGGGGGGGGGGGGUGGGGGGGGGGGUGGGGUGGGUGGUAGGGUGGUUUGGGUGGGGGGUGUGGUGGGGGUGGGUUGGAUGUAUGGGGAGGGGGGUGGGGUGGUUGGGGUGGUUUUGUGUGGGGGUGGGGUGGGGGGGGGGUAAGGGAGAUAGGGCGGGUGGGUUAGAUUUGGGGGUGAUUGGGGGUGUGGGGGGGGUGAUUUGGGUGGUGGGGGGGUGUUGGUUGUGA